AUUCUCGAACACACGGACGCUCCUUUUCUUUCCUAUCCUCUCCCUCUCUCCGAAACUUCUAGAAACGACAGGAACCUACUGUAUCCCUCUUUCUUCUGCUGCAUCCGCUUCCGACCGUGUUUCUGCUUUUCCCUCCGGUGGGCUAGAAAAUCUGAAUAACUCAACCCAAUCCAUCUCUAUCAGAUAGAUCAAGGCUAAUAACAAGAGAAACCAGGGUUAGCUAAGGAUAGCUACACCGCACAAGGCUCUAGGCUAGAGAUGUACUUUAAUUGAUGAGCCUCUAGCCUUCCUCCUUGGUUGAUAUCGCUUUCACAGUAUAUGUAUUUUAAUUGAUGAAGCAAACUGUUGCGGUAAGGCAUCAAAUUAGAACAGUUAGGACAAAUAGUUUUGUUUAGAAGCCGCUUUAUGAAACUCUGAGGCAGACAAACGUGAUUAGGCAGCUAGGUCGACUUCCAGAUCUGGUAGCAAAGUUCAUGGCGCCAAUACCGGCGGAGCAAACCGGUGAAUCAGCGCCCGCAGAUUCGCAGAGAUCCAUUCCGACGCCAUUUCUGACGAAAACGUACCAGCUCGUGGACGAUUCCUCUGCAGAUGACCUAAUUUCCUGGAACGAAGAUGGCACGAGCUUCAUCGUUUGGCGACCCGCUGAAUUCGCUCGAGAUUUGCUUCCUAAGUACUUCAAACACAACAACUUCUCCAGUUUCGUCCGCCAGCUUAACACCUAUGGAUUUCGGAAGGUUGUCCCUGACCGCUGGGAAUUUGCUAACGACUGUUUCCGGCGAGGUGAGAAAGGUCUACUUCGGGACAUACAGCGCCGGAAAAUAUUGCCGGCGGCGGCGACACCGGCAACAACAGCAGCGACAGCUAAUACGGUAACGGUGGCUGUGGCCGCGCCGGCGGCGCCGGCGGUGUCCCCGACGACUUCCGGCGACGAACAGGUACUAUCCUCGAACUCAUCUCCGAUUGCUGCGCAUAAUAGUAAUACAGUGCACCGCACCACAAGUUGCACCACUGCGCCCGAGCUGUUAGAAGAGAAUGAAAGGCUUAGGAAAGAGAACGUGCAACUGAGUCACGAGUUGAGUCAGUUGAAGGGUCUGUGUAAUAACAUACUCGCCUUGAUGACCAACUAUGCUUCUACUUUUAGUCGCCAGCAGUUAGAAUCGUCCACUAGUGCGGUAAGGGCUAUGCCUGUGCCUGAAGGGAAAGCGCUGGAGCUUUUGCCUGCAAAGCAUGUUUCUGUAGCAGAGGAAGCGGUACAUGUGGGAGGCGCUGCCGGUGCCGCACCCUGUGCGACUGCGAAUGCGGAGGUUCCCAAGCUUUUUGGGGUCUCAAUUGGGCUGAAACGAUGUAGGACAGAGAGCGAGGCCGAAGCUGAGGAAGAAGAACAGAAUCAAACGCAAACACGAUCACAAACACAGACACAAUCAUCACAAGAACCUGAUCCCGGGUCAGAUGUGAAAUCUGAACCGCUUGAUGGUGAUGACUCGGAUGAUCAGGACCAUCGUUGGCUGGAGCUUGGGAAAUAAUGCUCCUUAUACUAAUUUGAUGAAAUGGCAAAAGCACGUGACUUGGGCGAGCACACCGCUAUGCUAUAUACAUUACAGUUGCGAUGCACUGUUGGGCACUAGACACUACCAUUGGGCCGUCACGUGACUUGGAAAUUCCAUGUUGCUGUAUGUAACGUUGCAGAGUGAGUGGAAGGGGCGUUGUGUAAGAUUAUAUAUACAUUUCUUGAGCGCCAAAAGUUGUAUAAGAAAAUAAAUCUUGGUUGCUGUGGGUAAAGACUUGAAAGAUUAUCAACACGUCAAUGUGUACUAACUGAAGCAAGGGAAGGGCGGCCUCCUAAAAAGAUUCACAUUUCGUUUAUUGGUUGGAAGGUUUGUGCCUUUGUGGGCUACAGCAAAAUAUGUACAUACUUGUAUCUGACAUAAAUUAUUUCGAAUUUGCUUAAUGUAUUGUAAUGUUUCCAUCCAUCCUUAUGACCAAUUUUGUUCCUAAGCUUCAUAAUUAUAGUAUGCUUUUUC
Messenger RNA from Abrus precatorius (Indian licorice), 2021 nucleotides. Its product is annotated as heat stress transcription factor B-2b-like. Bases 474 to 1523 code for a protein of 349 amino acids. The transcript has 3 exons. Gene Ontology annotation, cellular component: nucleus. NCBI's taxonomy places the organism in Eukaryota, Viridiplantae, Streptophyta, Magnoliopsida, Fabales, Fabaceae. Gene Ontology annotation, molecular function: DNA-binding transcription factor activity; RNA polymerase II cis-regulatory region sequence-specific DNA binding. Gene Ontology annotation, biological process: regulation of transcription by RNA polymerase II. The record is from RefSeq and is a predicted model, not a curated record.